AUGACAUUUACAGUAGUAUUACAUGUAUAUGAUUUAUCAAAUGGUAUGGCUAAAAUGUUUUCACAAUCAUUGAUUGGUAAACAGAUAGAAGGUAUUUGGCAUUCUGGUAUUGUAGUGUAUGAUAGAGAAUGGUAUUUUGGUGGUGGUAUACUCAAUGAUCGUCCUCUUGCAACACCUUAUGGUCGACCGGUACAAGUGAUCAAUCUAGGAACAACAGAGAUUACAUCUGAUCUAUUUAAAGAGUUUCUAGAUGGUGUACGUGAUCGUUUUAGAAUGGAUACCUAUCACUUGUUGGAGAAUAAUUGUAAUCAUUUUACAAACGAGUGUAGUCAAUUCCUACUAGGUCAACCUAUCCCCGAUCAUAUUGUUGGUUUACCAAGAGAAGUUUUAAAUACUCCUUUUGGAAUGAUGAUUCAUCAACAAAAUUGGGGUACUAUGAUGGGUCCUGUAAAUAAUAACAAUAAUAAUAAUAAUCAACCAAAACAAUUACCACCUCCAUCCACUUCAUCAACAACAACAACAACAUCAUCAUCUAUAUCACAUCCAAAAUUAAAUAAUCAACAUUGGCAUUCAACUUCAAAAUUAACGUUACCAUUAUUAAUGAAUAACAAACCAAUUCUAUUUGAAAAGGGUGAUAUUGAUUCUGUAUUUUCUAAAUUAUUGGAUUUUGUUAAAUUUCAACCAACCAUAGAUAUGCAAUCCUAUCAAGAUAAUUCAAAAUCAUUAUUAUCAAUUAUUAAAAAUUCAUCCCCUUCCAUAACUAUUCCUUUACAUUUAUUAACUUGGCUUGAAUCAUUAAUUAAAAUAUUACCAGAAUCAAAUUUAUUUCCAGUAUUGGAGAUUAUAAGAUUUAUAAUCUUAAAAAAUGAUGGUAAUCGUUAUUUUAUUCAAAAUCCAUCAAAUACCUUUUUAUCAACUCUAUUGGAUAAAAUGAUUUCAAAUCAAUUAUCAAAACAAUCUGAAUUAAUUACUUUACGUUUAAUUGUAAAUAGUUUUUUAAACAAACAAAGUAUAGAUUAUAUAUUUUCAAAAUAUUUAUCAAAAUUGGUUGAAUGUACAACUAGAGGAUUAAAUUCAAAUGAUAAGGUACUUAAACGUGCAGUAUCUACUGUUGCUUAUAACCUUUCACUCUAUUUGAGUGUAAGUCAACACGACGAUCAAAUUACUUCAUUGUUGGCAUCACUACAUCAUGUUUUAACAUGUGACAACAAACUUGCAGAAGAUCCAGAAAUUGAUUUCCGUCUAUUGAUGGCUUUUGGAACACUACUCUAUUGUUGUUCCGACAAUACAAUGGAUAUGAUUAAAAUGUUGGAAUUUGAUCCAAUUCAAUCAAAAUAUAAAAGUAUCGCCGAUUGUCCUAAUAAUAUUAAUCAAUUAAUUCAAGAAAUUCAUUCUUUGAUUAAAUAA
Messenger RNA from Cavenderia fasciculata, 1407 nucleotides. RefSeq lists its product as uncharacterized. Gene Ontology annotation, biological process: protein modification by small protein removal. Bases 1 to 1407 code for a protein of 468 amino acids. The record is from RefSeq and is a predicted model, not a curated record. NCBI's taxonomy places the organism in Eukaryota, Evosea, Eumycetozoa, Acytosteliales, Cavenderiaceae. The transcript has 4 exons. Gene Ontology annotation, molecular function: peptidase activity.